Peromyscus leucopus (white-footed mouse) is the source of this 1561-nucleotide messenger RNA. Its product is annotated as natural cytotoxicity triggering receptor 1. Bases 269 to 1249 code for a protein of 326 amino acids. The record is from RefSeq and is a predicted model, not a curated record. Lineage: Eukaryota; Metazoa; Chordata; Mammalia; Rodentia; Cricetidae. The transcript is spliced from 7 exons.
AACCUUUUAGACUCAAAAUGUGGUUAAAUGUGUUGUGUGAACCACAACUUUGCCUGAAGCCCAAGGUCAGUGGAGAUCUGUGACCCUUUCUGUUUAAAAAAAAAAAGUGUGAAAGUCCCAUGGUGAUUGGUGUUGGAGCUCACCUACCACAUCCUGUGCAUCUCCCUCACCCACUGGACUCAGUCCAAACACACACACACACACACACACACACACACACACACACACACACACACACACACGGUUCAGCAUUAGUCUCGCCAGUGGUAUGCCGUCCACACUCACUGCCCUACUCUGCCUCCAGCUAUGUCUGAGCCAGAGGAUCAACACAGAAGAACAGAAUCUCCCGAAACCCAUCAUCUGGGCCCAACCCAGCACCAGGGUCCCAAAAGGAACCCCUGUGUACAUCUGGUGCCAAGGGCCUCAGAGUGCCUCUGAGUAUCAACUGUUCUUUAGAGGAAGCAUUUUGGACUUGAAGAAAGCAGAGUCACAUAGAUCAAGGAGCAAAGUAAACGUCUUCAUUCCACAAAUGACCUUACACACUGCAGGGGAGUACGCUUGCUUCUAUCGGAGUGGGGAGCUUCAAUCAGAACCCAGCGAUCCCCUGGAUCUGGUAGUUACUGGUCUGUAUGACACACCCAAACUCCAGGUUCACCCAGGGCACGAAGUAACCUUGGGGGAGAAUGUGACCUUCUUCUGCCAUCUGGUGUCUGGGACAAGCAAAUUCUUUCUGCUCAAGGAAGGACGAUCCAACCAAGUCCAGCAAAGAUAUGGGAACAGGCAAGCAGAGUUCCCCAUGGGCCCUAUGACUAGAGCCCACAGAGGGACAUACAGAUGUUUUGGCUCUUACAGUGACUAUACAUGGUCUUCCCCCAGUGAGCCUGUGACACUCCUCAUCUCAGGCGUUGGGAACACCAGCCUUGCACCCACAGGCCCUGCUUAUUCUCUUGAUUAUUGGGUGUCUGACUCCACGACUGAAGAAUCAGAAUUACAGGAGGACUCGGCCUUCUGGGAUCAUACUACCCAGAAUCUCAUUCGGAUUGGUCUGGCAUGCAUGGUCCUGAUGGCUGUAGUAUGGCUUUUGGCUGAAGACUGGCUCAGCAGGAAAAGGGAUCAAGAGGGGACCAACAGAUCAGCAAGUUGGGAAUGCAGGAGAAGAUGGAGAGUACAACGUUCCCUUGAAGAGGAACAAAGGGAUGCAAUAUCUAUGUGCGAAGUGAAGGCAACUGCUGGACCUGGGACCAUAUGAGCUUUAUGCUGCCCCCUGGAGGAAGGAAGAGGUCAUUGCAGGAAUGAAGGGGUAGUGUCACUGGUGAGAUGAAGCCUCUAAGUUUCUACUGUAGGCAAAUUCUUGCUGUCUCUGACAAGCUUUGCAUAUUUUAAUGCUUAUUUACUGAAAGCCAUACUUUUAACCACUCUGGUCUUUCCUAGAAAUAGCUACCUUCCAAUGUGCUGGCCGUGGGAAUAUUUCCUUAUUACUUUGGUCUUUUUUCUCUAAUUUUAUUUUAUGUGGAUGGGUGUUUUUCAGGCAUGUAUGUCUGUGCACCAUGUGUGUACCUAG